Molecule: messenger RNA, 1688 nt
Organism: Mauremys reevesii (Reeves's turtle)
Lineage: Eukaryota; Metazoa; Chordata; Testudines; Geoemydidae
Gene: LRP2BP
Product: LRP2 binding protein
Exons: 8
Coding region: 257-1312 (351 amino acids)
Molecular function (GO): protein binding
Source: RefSeq, a predicted model, not a curated record
CACACACGGGCGGCCGCGCGCGACACCCCGCAGGCUCCGAGACGGGCCCCGCCUGGGGGUGCCGGCCGGGCUCCGAGGGGCCCUCGCUCGCAGCGCGGUCCUCGGCCGCGGGACAGCCCGGCACCUUCGCUGCGGUGCCGGGACGUGCAGGGGACGGCCCUGCAGGCUGCGCAGCGAGCCGCGGGAGAGGGGGGCAGCGUUACCGGUGGUGCCCGUUUUAUGUUGCAGGGGAGGCGGCGCAGCUGCUGAGGGCGAGAUGAAGCUGAGCAGCGAGGCGCUGCCCGAGAGGCGCAGCCCCGAGCCUGUCCUGCAGACCAUCUCCAGGACCUUCAGCGACUCCGAGCUGAACAAGCAGCAAGGGGCGGAGAUAGCAGGGAACUAUAGCCAUACCGCUUUGUUUGCAAGGGCAGAGGAGCUGUUGGCGAAGAGGAUCAUAGAUGGAGAUCCUCUGGCAUAUUUUCUACAAGGGCAGCUGUACUUUGAAGAGGGGUGGUAUGACGAAGCACUUGCACAAUUUGAAAAAAUUAAGGAGACGGAUUUUCAAGCUCUGUAUCAGCUGGGUGUAAUGUAUUAUGAUGGAUUGGGGACCAAAGAAGACCCAGAAAAAGGAGUGGAGUAUAUGAAAAUAAUCAUCAACUCUAACUCCCCUAAAGCAAGACAUUUAAAAUAUGCUGCUGCAUACAAUCUUGGCAGAUCUUAUUUUGAAGGAUGUGGUGUUAAGCAUUCAGAUAAAGAAGCUGAAAGGCUGUGGAUUAUAGCUGCAGACCAUGGGAAUCCAAAGGCAAGUGUAAAGGCUCAAAGUACCCUGGGAAUGUUUUAUUCUACAUCAAAUCCAAAAGAUCUGAAAAAGCGGCACUUCGGCGGCAGCUCGAAGAGGAGGAGAGGCAAUGAGGGACCCGCCGCUGAAUUGCCACCCAAGACCCGAAUGUGCCACCCCGAUCAGGAACAGAGUGAUGCCCCUUUCUAUUGGCCACCCCACGCACCUGCUUCCUUAGCUGGUGCCUGGAGCCGGCCCUGCAUUGGCAUUUUUCUGGCAUUCAGAAGCUUGUGGCAAUGGAAGUCUGGAGUCACAGGGUAUACUUGGUGUUAUGUAUCUCUAUGGACAAGGCAUACGUCAAAAUACAAAGGCUGCUUUGGAGUGCCUGAAGGAAGCAGCAGAACGUGGAAAUAUCUAUGCUCAAGGCCAUCUUGUGGAGUAUUACUACAAAAGAAAAUUUUACACAAAAGCUGCUGCAUUUGCCAGAAGGCAUGCCUCCUGGAUCCUGAUGUAGCUUCCGACCUUGAAUUGGCAGCUAAUCAUGGGAGAAUUUAGAACAUUUCACAUUUAGGCAAAUCCCAGCUGCUUCCAAUGCUGUAUAAUGUGUUUCACAUAGUAGGCAAUGUUUAUCCUUAGCAGCUAGGUAGAUAACCACUUAUUUCUUUGUUUUUUUCAGCUUUCUAUAAAUCAUGAGAAGUAUGCAUUUUUUUGUUGAUUAGAACAAAGAACAUUUUGCUGACAGUGAUAUUUUGUUCACAACCCUUACUUUACUUACACAUUGUAGAGACAGAUUAUCUUCCUUUUUUCAUUAUACAGAAGGCUUAAUCAUCAUGAACUGGGCACUUUACUGACAUAAUCCACCUGCGUUUCUUACUUCAACUCUGCUCUAGAUGGUAUACAAAUCAAACUAAAAUCAACUUGUUAAAAGAAA